GCGUUUCUUCUUGCUUUCUGUAUUUAAGGACUUCCUCUGACACAAUAAUUUUCAUUAUUUGAGAUUUCAUCUUCUUCAUUCUUCGUUUAAGAAACAUCAAACAAACCCAAAACUCCUACUAAAAAUUAAAUACUCUCCAGAGAUAGAUAUAACGAUGGCUGUGGGGAUCCUUGAGGUUAACCUGAUCAGUGGCAAAGCUCUCAAACGAUCUGACUUUCUUGGUAAGAUAGAUCCUUAUGUUGAGAUCAAAUACAAAGGACAAACUCGCAAAAGCAGCGUUGUUAAAGAUGGAGGUAGAAACCCGACAUGGAAUGAGAAACUGAAAUGGAGAGUAGAGUUUCCUGGCUCAGGCACCGACUACAAACUCACCAUCAAAGUCAUGGACCAUGAUACUUUCUCCGCUGACGAUUUUAUCGGUGAAGCUACGGUAUAUGUGAAAGAGCUACUUGAAAUGGGAGUAGAGAACGGCAAGAUGGAGCUAAGACCGACCAAGUACAACGUUGUUGACUCUGAUCUCUCCUUUGUUGGAGAGAUUACCAUUGGACUUUCUUACUCUGUUGUGCAAGAAAAUGGGAUGGAAGGAGAAGAAUUUGGUGGAUGGAAGCAUAGCCAGUUUUAAUUAGUUUCAUCUUCUAUAGAAAUGGCAUGAUUCUAUUUGUCAGGUGUUACCUUUAGUGUCAACAAUAUCAUUAAGCUUAUUCACAAGUUCAAAAAUCAAUUAACGUCUAUUGUAUUUUUAUUUGUUGUUAGCAAUUGUUUGAUUUAUCCAAAUUCGUGUAUUCUCUUUGUAUCUAUAAUUAAAUUUUAAAGACAUGUAUCAAAACAAAAGCAUUUGGUAA
Molecule: messenger RNA, 839 nt
Organism: Brassica rapa (field mustard)
Lineage: Eukaryota; Viridiplantae; Streptophyta; Magnoliopsida; Brassicales; Brassicaceae
Product: 16 kDa phloem protein 1
Source: RefSeq, a predicted model, not a curated record